GGGGUAGACGCGGCCUCGUGACCGCCAUAAAUUCCAUCGGCGCCCCGACGGCAAACACGAGAGCAAGCACUUUUAGCAACUAACUCACCUCCUCACCACCAGAAAUUUCAAUUCCGGUCUCUCCUUCCCUCUCUCUCUCUCAGUCGUCCUUCCGGAGAUCGAUCGAUGGGGAAGAAGACGAGCUGGCUGUCGACGGUGAAGAAGGUCUUCAAGUCCAAGGAGGCGACCCACUCGCCGUCCAAUCGCCGGAGGGACAGGAAGAGGGAGGCGGCGGCGGCGGCCGCAGCGGCAGCGCCGUCGGAAGCGGAGGAGAACAAUGAGGUGUCCUCCGAGAUCUUGUCCGUGGAACAUUUCCCAGUCGAGACGUCGCCGGAUGCGACCAACCACGGCGGCGGCGAGGAAGAGGAAGAGGAAGAGGAGGAGGAUGAUCGGGUGGUGGUAGUGGAACGGGACCGCGCGAUAGCUGCGGCGACGAGGGCUGCAGCGGCCGCCGCGGAGGCGGCGGCGAGAGCGGUGUGGCUGGCGGGCGGCUCGCGGACGUCGAAGAAAGACCGCGCGGCGGUCGUCAUCCAGUCUUUCUACCGUGGUUAUUUGGCACGGCGAGCGCGGCGAGCGUUGAGGGGACUCGUGAAGCUGCAGGCGCUGGUGCGAGGCCACCAGGUCCGGAAACAGGCGUACACGACCCUGCGCUGCAUGCAGUCGCUCGUCCGCGUGCAGGCCCUGGUCCGCGCCCGCCGCCUCCAGCUCGCCACCACCCACCGCAACCUCCUCUUCUCCCCUUCCCCGACUGACCACGACACCUACCGCCUCAGUCACAUGAAAAGCAGAGGGACGCAGGAUUACCACCGCCUCGACGUGGAAGAAGACGACGAUGGUGACGGCGAAGAGGGGGACGCAACCAAUCGACGACCCAUGUGCGCGAUGAAGAGCCCGCUAAGGGGUUGGGACGGACGACAGCAGAGCAUGGACGCCGUCUCCGCCGACUCCCAGAGCAAGCACGAAGCCGCGGUCCGCCGCGAGAGAGCCCUCGCUUACGCGUACACUUGCACGCAUCAGCAGUGGCCGCCGGAGCAGGGGAAACCCCAGUGGGGCUGGAACUGGCUUGAGCGGUGGAUGGCUGUGGAGCAGUGGGAGGCCAGGCGUGGCGGCCUCCGGCCGCCACCCGUGAGCUCGUACGUCACGGCCACGGCCGCCAUGGACGGCCUCUCGGAGAAGACGGUCGAGAUGGACCCUGGAAGAGCCAGCCCAAUCAAUCCGACCACUCGCUACUCCUACCACUCCAAAGAUGAGCCCGCCCGACCACGGGCCGCGGUUCCAAGUUACAUGGCAGCCACGCAGUCCGCCAGAGCCAAGGCGCGGGCCCAGGCGCCACCGCCAGCCAUGGCCAAGACAGGGAUUGGGAGAUUACGCCCAGGCCAUGCUGCCGACUCAUCAAGCUCCGGCGGGGGCACGUCAAUGUAUCUGGCCGCUCGAAGCCCCGGUCACGGAAUUAGGCUUAAUGCGCAGAGAAGGCAGCAUACUGGCUAUAGUCCUGACUCCAGCUGCGACUGAUAUGACAACGCGCCGCCGCUCCGAGAAAGGGCAGGGAGGAUCUCUGUUAUCCGCUUCGUUUGAUCCUCCAUUGAAGAAAAGAAAACAAAAAAAUUGUUUCAUGAUGAAAAAUAAUGAUGCUAUCAAACCGGACUCGCCGGUUAAAAUAUUAAGUUCAAGCACUUGUGUAAAGGUUCUGUUUUCCUUUUUGUGCCUAUUUGUGGUGUACUCUUUGUAUGCGUAUGCUAAGUUCUUUACAUUUAUUCUAAGUGGAAGUGUACGUGUU
Zingiber officinale is the source of this 1816-nucleotide messenger RNA. RefSeq names its product protein IQ-DOMAIN 21-like. NCBI's taxonomy places the organism in Eukaryota, Viridiplantae, Streptophyta, Magnoliopsida, Zingiberales, Zingiberaceae. The record is from RefSeq and is a predicted model, not a curated record. Gene Ontology annotation, molecular function: protein binding. Bases 166 to 1551 code for a protein of 461 amino acids. The transcript has 4 exons.